This is a messenger RNA of Adineta steineri, 2487 nucleotides long. The record is from the annotation of a GenBank genome assembly. Lineage: Eukaryota; Metazoa; Rotifera; Eurotatoria; Adinetida; Adinetidae.
AUGUCUACGAAUUCGGGUAAUUGGAGUCAAUUAUUGGUUAACAAAGUUGUGUUUAUAACUGGUGCUGCUGGACAUAUUGCAAAAUCUAUAGCUAAGACAUGCUACAUGCAUGGAGCUCGUCUAGUUUUAGGUGAUUUAGAUCCAACAAAAGUUAACAAAGUUAAAGAAGAAAUAAUUACAAAUGAAAAUGACACUGAUGAUCGAAUAUUUGUUGUAAAACUUGAUGUUACUAAUGAAACAAGUAUUCAACAAGCAGUUCAAGCAACUUUAGAUAAAUGGAAUACAAUUCAUGUUCUUCUUAAUACUGCAGCAAUUGUCACUUUAGGAAAUAUCGAAGAAAUAUCAGGUGAAGAUUGGUCUCAUAUAUUCGAUGUUAAUGUACGUGGUUAUGCUUUAACAGCAAAACAUAUUGCACCAAUAAUGAAAAAACAAAAUAGUGGAUCAAUUGUUAAUAUAUCCAGUACUUUAGGUUUAAUUGCUAUUCCUGAUUCUACACCAUAUUCAGCAACUAAAGGUGCUAUUAUUCAAUUAACACGAAAUCUGGCUCUUGAUUUAGGUUCAUUUAAUAUUCGUGUAAAUACAAUCAGUCCUGGUUCCAUUGACUCACCAGGACGUACUCAAUUAGCUAAAGAUAGUAAUAUGACAAUAGAAGAAAUGAAUGAAAAAUGUAUGGAAGGAAGUUGUUUAAAACGAAUUGGUCAAGCACAAGAUAUUGCUAAUUUAAUUAUUUUUGUCAUUUCUGAUCUAUGUCCAUUUAUGACUAGUGCUAAUUUAGUUGUUGAUGGUGAAAAUUUAUCAAAUGAACUUUUGUACGAAAUAUUGGAAAAGCUUGAUACUUGUGAUAUACAUAAAUCAUUUUCAAACCUUAAUAAUCGUUUACAAAAUCUUAUCACUUCUUCGUCACUUUUACUUCGAAUAAAACUUGAAUUAGAAUCAAAAUCUCUACCCGAAUAUCUUUGUCAACAUGUUAUUAUUCCAAAUUCACAUCGUAUUCGUUCACUUCAUUUGACUAAUCAAUUAUCGGUUGAUACGUUCUUUAAUCAUUGUACUAUUGAUUCAACAUUUCAUCGUCUUGAAUCAAUUAUUCUCAAUGGAAUCGAAGCAGAGAAACUACCUACCACUCUUUUUGAUUUAAAAUCUUUACCGCGUCUCUUUUCACUAACCAUUUUUAUAAAGGAUAAUUAUUAUCAUGAUCGUGGGGAUAUUUAUCCAUUCAUUUUUUCUUUACCUACAUUAACAUAUAGCAAACUAUAUUCAUCGUGUCAUACAUUACAAAUUAAUAUUCCACAUGUAAUCAAUCAACAAUUUAGUACAAUCGAACAUCUAGUUAUUAAUCAUUGUUGUACUCUUAAUGAACUAAAUUCUCUACUUCAACACACACCACAACUUCGUCAUCUGUCUUGUGAUCAAAUGUUUAAAUCAGAUGAAGAAUUCCAAAAAGAUCUAUCGAUGAAAUUACCACAUUUAAAAUAUAUUUAUUUUCAAAAUUUUGAUGCUUCGUUUGAUGAAUUUGAAGAGUUUAUUAAGGAAAUAUCGUCUCAAUUACAAAUAUUCAGUAUUAGUAUACUUCGGAAAAAAACUUAUCUUGAUGGUGAUCGUUGGGAACGAUUAAUUAAAGAAUAUAUGCCUCAAUUAAAAAAAUUCUACUUUCAGUUUGAUCAGUAUUUUGAUGAUGAUAGGGAGAUAAAUUUAAGUGAUUUAACCGAUGAAUUCAUUAAUCAAUUUAGUUCACCAUUCUGGAUUGAACGAAAAUUGUUUCGCGAGAUACAAAUAUAUUCUAGAGUAUCGACUUUUUCAAUUCAUCCAUAUAGAAAAAAAUGGAUUGAUCGUCAUGAGCAUAUGAAUAAUGACACGUAUUCGAAACAAAAUUCGACAGAAGAUAAUUAUAUUACUAAUCAAGAAAAAACUGACCAUCGCAUUAUACAAUUGACUAUUGGGAAUAAUGAAUAUACCACACUUGAUAGGCUAUAUAUUGAGAGAUUAAAAUCUGCCGUUAAAGCGAUUCAAUUCACUCAUUUAGAUAUAGAUAACGAUGUCAUGUCUAUUAAGAUGUUACUCGAUAUUUUAUCUUCAUUGCCAAAUAUUGAAUCAUUAAAACUCUCAUCUAUACCAAUAGUUAAGUUAGAAUCUUUAUUUAUUGAACAUACCAAAAAUCAUCUAUCAGUAUUGGCUAUUAACAAAAUAACAAAAGUCAAACUUGGUCAAGUUACAGAAGAACAAGAAAUUGAAUUUUUUAUCAAUCUUUGUCCACAUAUGCAAUAUCUUGAAGUAGAAUGGAUAUCAGAUACUGAUGUUCCGUUAUUUAUGAAAUUUAUUAUGAAUCGAAGGACACGUAUUCCUAAUCUCUGCUGUCUGUGCUUCAUUAAUCCUAUGGCAGAUGAAAAUAUGGUUAGAACUUUAGCAAUGAUAAUCGAUUCCGAGACAACUAUUGAUAAGUAUACAAUUCAGCGCAGUGGCAACAAAAUAAGUGUGCAUUGGACAUUAUAA